UCCAGGCUUAGCCAAAGGUGGGGGUGGGCCGCAGCUGGAACGCCGGACCCAGAAACAGCUUGUCAGGUCCAUGAUGUUGGGAUGCCCUCUGCUGGCCAUGAUUGGCCAUGGUGGCAGAUUGGAUUAACCCACGCUGAGGGCACCCAGAAGGGAUCAGCCAAUAAGACGUAAAACUGGCUCCGAGUCCAAGGUCCAAAGAGAUAAAUGAGAACAUUGACAAAUAAGCCCAACAUUUCAGCAACAAACAGGGACCCAAGGAUCAGGCACUUUGGGGGCUGGGGGGGUAUUUGUAGCAUAAUCUGUGACAAGAAAGAGUGUGAGCUCAAUCAUGUGUCCUUGGGGGGGGGUGGACACACAUCCUUUUCCGAGGGCACUAACCCUACCCUUGCCUCGGUCUGUGCUCUCUCUAAUCCUGCUCUCUGUUUGCCCUCCCAAAGACCGCUCACCGGGGGAAAUAGUCGGCUCCACCCUCCUCCCUCCUCCCUCCUCUUUCCCCAGCAUAGAGAUGGGGGCAGGGAACAUGGUGAAACCACACGGAUCUGGUUUUCAGGACCGCCUAUCUGCCUCCUACCCAUGUGACCUUGGACAAUUUAUUUAACCUCUCUAAGCCUCAGCGGCCUCGUGCGCAAAAUGGGAGUGAAAAUCUCUACUCCCCGCUGGGAGGAUUAAGUGAAAUGGGGCAUGCAAGGUGCUGACACACGGCACGUUCUCCACACUCUCCCUUUCUCUCUUUUUUCCUUCACACGGAUUCAAACCUUACCGAGUUCAACUCUGCUCCAGACCCCGCCCUCCACCGGCCUCCGUUUCAGCAAACACCGAGGGAGGUCCGUUGUCUCUCCUCCUCCACCCGCUGAAGUGGUCAGAGUCCAGAGAGCUGAGGGCCCUGCGUGGAUGACCAGGAAGAAGACUGUCUCCGUUCAGCCUCCGAAGCCUAACUGCCCCACCGAGAGGAUGAAAGUCUCCGUGGCUGCCCUCUCUCUCCUCAUCAUCAUCAUCCUCACCAUUACUUCAGCUGUUCACAGCCAGCCAAAAAUUCCUGAGUCGGUGAACCCUCCACCCACCUGCUGCCUGAAGUAUCAUGAGAAAGUAUUGCCAAGAAAAGUGGUGGUGAGAUACAGAAAGGCCCUCAACUGUGACCUGCCAGCAAUCCUCUUCAUCACCAGAAGGAAACAAGAGAUCUGUACCAACCCCAAUAACGAAUGGGUCCAAGAAUACAUCAAGGAUCCCAGACUACCUUUGCAUCCUUCCAGGAAGUUGGUCUAGGUUAACAUUAUUCGAUCUGAGAAAGGUCAACCCCAGAUCCUCAACUCCCCAUGGUGGUCAGGCCUCAGUGGGAGCCCAAGUUUUGGGGAAAAAAGGUGUAACCCUGUGAAAAUGCAGGCAGCCUUGUGGUCUGAAUGACAGAGUUACAUUCAGAGAAGCAGGCCAGUGAUCCCACAAAGUAAUUUAAAGUGUUUCAAAUAUAUUCUCAAUCUCUGGAGGAAAUGCCAAAGUUAAGGGAGGAGAGCAGGGAUACAUUCUUAAUGCACAGAAAAGCAUCUUUCACAUCCUCCUCCUUGCUCUGCUUUCAGAUCCGCACAUCACUCCAGCCAUUCUAAAUGAUCAGACCACCUCUGGCCUCUCACUCAUUAAGACCCAGAGGACUCUAGACUUUUCCUGUCCACCCUUAUCCCUUUUCUAGGUCUCUUUUUUCUUCUAUUAUCUUUUCUUUUAAAACAUAACUUUUUUUCUUAGCAGGCCAGGGUGGGAAUAUUCAAAUACUAGUGAUUUUUGUCCCUGUUGCAGAGAUUUUGCUGGAUUCCCUGAUAUUGGGUCUUCCCCAGGGUGACGUGUGUACAGACAGUGCCAAAACAGAAAAGGAGGUGUGAAUCCCUAGCUCCCACUCUAAGCUUUGCAUGGCAAGGGAAGGGCAUUAGACCAGGUUGGGAAUAAAAAUCUUGAUCUAAAACACAACCAUUCAAUAAAUAAAAUUUCCUUUAUUG
Messenger RNA from Physeter macrocephalus (sperm whale), 1982 nucleotides. RefSeq names its product C-C motif chemokine ligand 16 (gene CCL16). NCBI's taxonomy places the organism in Eukaryota, Metazoa, Chordata, Mammalia, Artiodactyla, Physeteridae. Gene Ontology annotation, molecular function: chemokine activity. The record is from RefSeq and is a predicted model, not a curated record. Bases 682 to 1263 code for a protein of 193 amino acids. Gene Ontology annotation, cellular component: extracellular region. Gene Ontology annotation, biological process: immune response; eosinophil chemotaxis. The transcript has 3 exons.